Messenger RNA from Syzygium oleosum, 1103 nucleotides. RefSeq names its product vacuolar protein sorting-associated protein 22 homolog 1. The record is from RefSeq and is a predicted model, not a curated record. Gene Ontology annotation, biological process: protein transport to vacuole involved in ubiquitin-dependent protein catabolic process via the multivesicular body sorting pathway. The transcript is spliced from 7 exons. The coding region runs from base 72 to 824 and encodes 250 amino acids. Gene Ontology annotation, cellular component: ESCRT II complex. NCBI's taxonomy places the organism in Eukaryota, Viridiplantae, Streptophyta, Magnoliopsida, Myrtales, Myrtaceae.
GCAUCUCUUCCCUUUUGAUCACUCCAAAUACAUUCGCCCGAACUUUGAACACACAGAGAGAAAGAGAGAGGAUGAGAAGACGACCCGGAAUCGGAGGCCUGCAGACAGCGGCAGCUGCUAGGGAUCAGUACCGGUUGCUCGGAGAGAAUGUGGCGAAGAUCCGGACCGAUCUCAUGAAGGAGCAGCUCGCUACCUUCCGCUCCCAGCUCGAAGACUUCGCUCGCAAGCACAAGAAUGACAUUCGCAAGAAUCCCGCGUUCAGGUCGCAGUUCCACGAGAUGUGCGCGAAAGUCGGGGUUGAUCCUUUAGCAUCGAACAAAGGUUUUUGGGCUGAGCUGUUGGGGAUCGGUGACUUCUAUUAUGAAAUCGGGGUGCAAAUUGUUGAGAUUUGCUUGGCAACGAGAGCCCAAAAUGGAGGUUUGAUCAAUCUGCAGGAGCUCUGCAGUCUUCUUCGUCAGAAAAGAAAAGGCUCGAGGGAAGCUGUUUCUGAGGAUGAUUGCUUACGUGCCAUAAGUAAGCUGAAGGUUUUGGGUAGUGGUUUUGAGGUAAUAUCUGUUGGGAAGAAAAAGCUUGUUCGAUCAGUUCCAACUGAGUUGAACAAAGAUCAUAAUGAAAUCAUUGAACUCGCCCAGGCUCAAGGUUUCGUGACCAUUGAUGAGCUAGAGAGACGGCUGUCCUGGACCUCUGGCCGUGCCAUUGAUGCACUCGAAACUUUGUUAAAAGAAGGUUUUGCUAUGAUUGAUGACGGACACAGAGACGGCAGACGUAGGUACUGGUUCCCUUGCGUAUCAUCCAUCUCCUCGUUGGGAGGAAAUGACGCCUAAAACGAGCGGAUCCCUUUUCCACUCUUUUUCAGCUUUAAUUUAAGAUGGUGGUCGAGAAUAUGUUCCUUUCGAGAUUCAAAGCGAUGAGAAAAGAGUGUUCAAAUAAGUCAGUGUGCGGGACAAAAUAGAUUCUGUUUUCAGCUGCAGCUCUUAUAGCUUUGUCUGUAACUUCACAUGUCAGUGUAGAUACAUACAAUUUGGUUUCUAUCUGGAGAUAAAGUUGAAUACUGAUUCUAUUACAAUCACUCGGACAGUGCGUGCCUCCGAGGUUUGGAGUAA